AUGCUACUGAAUCUUGGCCUCACAGCGGAUGCCGUGGUAACCCAUGCAAACGAACCCGGCGCCCAGUCGGAAUCCCCGCUAUCUAUUAACCCUAUUUACUCGUCCGGUUUCUCGCUAUCAACGCUUCUCUGUGCUGGCACCUUCUAUAACCGGACGAAGCAGUCCAGUAGCCCUUCUCCACCCGCAGUAACUGCAUGCGCCGCCCUUACAUCGACGCCGAGCAAGGGCGAAUCCCCCAAGACCGCGCCAUUAGCAUUCGCCCGGCCUCGGGUCUACCCUCCAUAUACCAACAACAAAACCUCGCGGUCCAAGGUUUUGUACCAGUUCGCUUACCCUGCUGCUCAUUCUCGUCACAAGCGAUGCAAGCUUCAGCCGAGGCUCCUACUGCAAGUGCAGCAGGUGUCGCAAACUCCCCGGCCUUUGCCCCUUUUAGAUGUUCAAAAAUCUACAUUAUCUUUGCCUCGGUUUGGUCGAAAGUUUCCGGCCAUAUUCUGCCAGAAGAACAAACUGGAACCGAGCGACUUAUUCAUUUUGGUGAGCAAAAUACACACGCACAUGGGGGCCAGCUUCCCCGGAAAUAAUAUAAGCUCCGAAGAAGGCGACGAGAAUCAACGAGAAGCCGUGGCUACGAUUUGCCAGGUGUUCCAUGAGGAUGGUCGUCUGAAAGGGAAGACAGAGAUCUCGUUGAAUUUUGGGCCAAAUGGCUCAUAUGAGUUCGUGGCCCGCACAGAAAAUGGUCUGCGGGUCAUGCGAUGGGCCUUGUGCAGAGGGAAAACUCGUCCCGCAUCUGCAACGACACGAACUCAACCGCGCGAUGACACCAAGCGAUUCACGUUCAGCAUCAUCGAUUCCAACACUCGUCGGCACCCGGUGAUCGCUUCCAUGACCAAGAACCAGCUGGAGUGGCUUGCUCGUACCGCUCCCAUAACCCCAAGCUCAGGCAUGUCUGUGGUCACUAACUUGUCCGAUAAUGAAGCACCGGUGAAUACCAAUAACGCAGUUCCAGUUGAUGAUGGGCUACGCACAUUAAUUAUUAUAACUGGGAUCUGGGUUACCUCUCGGGAGGGUUUGUCGCAGAACUUUAGCUACGGGGACCCUAUCCCUGCGCCUAGCGGCAAGACACUCGAUGCUGUAAAGACCACGACACCAGUCCAGGGAGGCAGGUUUUUCAGAAGCUCUCUGAAGCGCUCUAGUUCAACUAGAGCCGCAGUCAUGGGCUGA
Penicillium longicatenatum is the source of this 1221-nucleotide messenger RNA. RefSeq lists its product as uncharacterized. The transcript has 3 exons. The record is from RefSeq and is a predicted model, not a curated record. Lineage: Eukaryota; Fungi; Ascomycota; Eurotiomycetes; Eurotiales; Aspergillaceae. Bases 1 to 1221 code for a protein of 406 amino acids.